AGGUUCGGGAUUCGGUGUGGUUCGCUUGCUUAUUUAGAGAAAGAAAUACACACAGGGCCUACACAAUGAGAGAAAUCGUACAUCUGCAAGCUGGCCAGUGCGGUAACCAGAUAGGAGCUAAGUUCUGGGAAGUCAUCAGUGAUGAACAUGGCAUUGAUCCAACAGGAAGCUACCAUGGAGAUAGUGACCUGCAGCUUGAAAGGAUUAGUGUAUACUACAAUGAGGCAUCAGGUGGGAAGUAUGUUCCAAGAGCUAUUCUUGUGGACUUAGAGCCAGGAACCAUGGACUCUGUCCGCUCAGGCCCCUUCGGACAGAUCUUCCGACCAGAUAACUUUGUUUUUGGCCAGAGUGGUGCUGGAAACAAUUGGGCUAAAGGUCACUAUACUGAGGGAGCAGAACUGGUAGACUCUGUCAUGGAUGUGGUGAGAAAGGAAUCUGAAAGUUGUGACUGUCUGCAGGGCUUUCAACUCACUCAUUCACUGGGUGGGGGAACAGGCUCUGGCAUGGGAACUCUGCUUAUUAGCAAAAUCAGGGAAGAGUACCCAGAUCGCAUUAUGAACACCUUCAGUGUAGUACCAUCCCCUAAGGUAUCUGAUACAGUGGUUGAACCAUAUAAUGCAACACUCUCUGUGCACCAGCUGGUGGAGAACACUGAUGAAACCUUCUGCAUAGACUACGAGGCCCUGUAUGACAUCUGCUUCCGCACACUUAAAUUGACCACCCCAACCUAUGGCGACCUUAACCACUUAGUCAGUGCCACAAUGAGUGGUGUCACUACUUGCCUCCGUUUCCCAGGGCAAAUCAAUGCUGAUCUUUGCAAGCUAGCAGUCAACAUGGUCCCAUUCCCACGUCUUCACUUCUUCAUGCCAGGAUUUGCUCAACUAACCAGCCGUGGCAGCCAGCAAUACCGCUCCCUAACUGUGCCAGAGCUUACCCAACAGAUGUUUGAUUCAAAGAAUAUGAUGGCUGCCUGCGAUCCACGUCAUGGGCGCUAUCUUACUGUUGCUGCUAUUUUCAGAGGACGCAUGUCCAUGAAGGAGGUAGAUGAGCAGAUGAUGAAUGUCCAGAACAAGAACAGCAGCUACUUUGUGGAGUGGAUCCCAAACAAUGUCAAGACUGCUGUGUGUGAUAUUCCUCCCCGUGGCCUCAAGAUGUCAGCAACAUUCAUUGGGAACAGCACAGCCAUCCAGGAGCUGUUCAAGCGUAUCUCUGAACAGUUCACAGCCAUGUUCCGCCGAAAGGCCUUCCUGCAUUGGUACACAGGAGAGGGAAUGGACGAGAUGGAAUUCACAGAUGCAGAGAGCAACAUUAAUGACCUGGUGUCAGAAUACCAGCAAUACCAGGAUGCCACAGCAGAAGAGGGAGAAUUUGAAGAGGAUGCAGAGGAAGAAAUUGCUUGAUUUUCCAGAUGUCAAUUUAACCCUUCCAUCGUAAUUUAACCCCACCCUUUCUCCUGUAACACAUCUAAGUCACGGAAUAG
Messenger RNA from Bombina bombina (fire-bellied toad), 1480 nucleotides. Its product is annotated as tubulin beta-4B chain-like. The coding region runs from base 66 to 1400 and encodes 444 amino acids. Lineage: Eukaryota; Metazoa; Chordata; Amphibia; Anura; Bombinatoridae. Gene Ontology annotation, molecular function: GTPase activity; GTP binding; structural constituent of cytoskeleton. The record is from RefSeq and is a predicted model, not a curated record. The transcript has a single exon. Gene Ontology annotation, cellular component: microtubule; cytoplasm. Gene Ontology annotation, biological process: microtubule cytoskeleton organization; mitotic cell cycle.